Messenger RNA from Rhincodon typus (whale shark), 4910 nucleotides. It is a transcript of the gene txlna, whose product is annotated as taxilin alpha. The record is from RefSeq and is a predicted model, not a curated record. The transcript is spliced from 10 exons. NCBI's taxonomy places the organism in Eukaryota, Metazoa, Chordata, Chondrichthyes, Orectolobiformes, Rhincodontidae. Gene Ontology annotation, molecular function: syntaxin binding. Bases 155 to 2041 code for a protein of 628 amino acids.
CCUGGCGGUCACUGGUGAUGCUGUUAGGAAGACGCAGGCGCAUUUCCGGUUAGUGUGGGUGAGAAUCCGGAUGGACUGAGUGGUCGCGUCGCUGGAGCUUGAGGAAAGUCGCAGGAUCAGCGGUGUACCUUGUGGAUUACAUAAAACGUAAACCAUGAAGAAUCAAGAUUCAGAAAGUGAGUUCAGUCCACCUGCUGAUGGUCAUGAGAGUAUAAUGGUUGGAGGUUUAUCAGCUGAAGGGGCAGAUAUUGUUGGCAGAGAGGAUACUCUGGAUGUUGCUCCAUCUACUGGACCUGAAACCAAUUAUGAAAUUUGCAAAAAAUCAGAUGAUCACAAUGGGCUUGAUCAAAACCAUGAUAAUGCAAGUACCAGUGAUGACAUACUGAAUGGAACAAAUGCAGGGGAUAGCAGUGAGGAGUCAUUAGUUGUUCAAGAUACUUCUGCUGUAAAUGGCUUGCAUAACCUCCCAACUGAACCUUCAACAGCUGAUGUUUCAGAUGAGCUUAGCAGACAACUUGAAGACAUACUGAACACAUAUUGCUGCAAUCUGGCUGAACAGAGUUCGGCUGUACAACCUGAGGAGUCACCUGAAAUGGAAGAAGCAGAAAAAUGUGUUAAUAGGGAGCCUCUGAGAAAUGGUGUGCGAGAGAUUGUAUGUGGGGGGAUAAAUGAAGACAUUGAAAAGGUUGUGAAGGCAGAGGCUCGUGUGGAAGAUGUGAAAGAAAAUGGAAAUGUUCCUAACAACAAAGAUCAGAAAAAAGCUCCAGAAAAGAAGAAAGCCAAAGCUUUAGGAAAGGAAAUAACAUUGCUGAUGCAGACACUGAACACUUUGAGCACCCCAGAGGAGAAGCUUGCUGCACUUUGCAAGAAAUAUGCAGACAUGCUUGAAGAGCACAGAAAUACUCAAAAGCAAAUGAGACUUCUACAAAAGAAACAAACGCAGAUCAUCCAAGAGAAGGAUCAUCUUAGGAAUGAGCACAGCAAAGCCAUUCUGGCACGCAGCAAACUAGAAAGUCUAUGUCGUGAGCUGCAACGCCACAAUCGAACUCUUAAGGAAGAAGGUGUUCAACGUGGAAGAGAUGAAGAAGAGAAGCGCAAAGAAAUCACGUCUCACUUCCAGGUCACUCUAAAUGAUAUCCAGACACAAAUGGAACAACAUAAUGAAAGAAAUUCCAAACUGCGCCAGGAGAACAUGGAACUGGCGGAGAAACUGAAGAAACUGAUAGAACAGUAUGAGUUAAGAGAGGAGCAUAUUGACAAGGUAUUUAAGCACAAAGACCUUCAGCAACAACUCAUUGAUGCCAAACUCCAACAAGCACAGGAACUGCUGAAAGAUGCAGAGGAGAGGCACCAGAAAGAAAAAGAAUAUUUAUUAAAGGAGACGGUGGAGAGCCAGAGGAUGUGUGAGCUCAUGAAACAGCAGGAAGUUCAUCUAAAACAGCAGCUGGCAUUAUACACUGGAAAGUUUGAAGAAUUUCAAGCUACACUUUCAAAAAGUAAUGAAGUUUUCACAACCUUCAAACAAGAGAUGGAAAAGAUGACAAAAAAAAUCAAAAAGCUGGAAAAAGAGACCACCAUGUAUCGUACCAGAUGGGAAAGUAGUAAUAAAGCACUGCUGGAUAUGGCAGAGGAGAAAACCCUGCGUGACAAGGAAUUUGAAAGCCUUCAGGUAAAGAUUCAGCGCUUGGAAAAAUUGUGUCGUGCUCUUCAGACUGAAAGGAAUGAUCUGAACAAAAAGGUUCAUGACCUCAGUGUUCAGUCAACCUCACAAGAUGGCAACAGCAAAGAGAUUGGGGAAAAGGAAGAAGAUAUGCAAUCCUUAAAUAAAAUUUCCCCAGAUAAUCAAAGCAAAGAUUACACUGCCGAUGUUUCUGCAAAGGCUGAUUGCCCAACCCAAGAGACUCUGCACUCAACUGAAGUUUGUGUUUGUGUGACUGAGGAGGUACAGUCACCCAUGUUUACACAUAGUCAAGUGGAAACUAACACUGAAGCUUGUAGCAUUCAGUCUGAAUUAUUACCAUCAAACAGCUCCGUGGAGUAGCUUACUGCAUUUAUAGGGAGGGAGUGUGUGAACAGAAGGGUACAUCUAAAUAUUGCUGUAGUCCAAAAUCCCACGUACCUAACUGAAAGCACUAUGGUUCAUAAAGCUCAGAUAUCUAAGUUUUGGAUGAAAGUAUUAUUCAUUGAUUAGUUACUUGAUAACUUAGUUCCCUCGACGGCUUCGUGACACAGUCAGAAUCUGUUUUACUAGGUAAAUGAAAAUUUUAAGUGUGAGUGAAAAUGUUUGGAUUGUUUGCAUGCAAAGAAAGUAAUUGAGAUUAAAUAAGCAAGCAUCCAGAAAAGAUUGGAGACUCCAUGAAAAAAGAAAACCCAAAUGGGAAUUCAGACCUUUUUUCCUGGCAAAGUUUUAGCAGUAUUUAUACAUUCCUUAAGAUGAUAAUUGCAAUUUGUUGCCCUCUGUUAUAUAACAAAUUGUUACUUCCUUUCAAGGGCAUGAACCGCCCUUCAGUUCCCUUCAUUUUAUUAAUCCCUUUACCUCCUGCAGUUGAUCUAACUGCUAACUUGCUGUUCUCCAUCACUAGUGUUGCUCUUCAGUCAGUUAGAAGGCAUGCAAGUGAAUUGGCAAAACUUGGCUUCUCCCCCCAUUAAUGGUGUGUUUGAGGAAGAGAACCUGGCAGAGUUACAGUGGAGGAGGAGGAGAUGAGUCUGCCUGUCACAAACUUUCCAAUUGCUGUAUUGUACUUUAACAACAUUUUACUAACAUUACAGCUUAUCACAUUUCAGUCGCAAAAUAUACUUUGGAGAGCGUUAGAAGAAUAAAUAGCUUGGGGUAUGUCUGUCAAAAGAUACUAGGCUGAGACAAAUGUUAUUCAACAUUAAAUUUAAUAGUGAAGUUGUGCAUUUUACUGUCAAAAAGCCUUUGAGGGAAUGUUCCCUGCUAAUCAAAUUUUGUAUGGUGGAGUAAAACAGCUGCAUAAUCAAAUCAAACGUUUUUAAAACAAACCUUACACUUGUCCUUUUCCUUGCAUUCACAUAAGCUUGAUUCCAUACACCUUAUGCAAUAUCCUGUGUAGAUGAGGUGUCAAACAAGAUUUUUUUUUAAAAUGACAAACUGUCUCAAGAUAUUGCUCAGAAUCUUUUAAUGCAGAUAUUUUUCUGUGAAAUUUAUAACUCAAAUGUUACGAUUAUGGAUAGUGUUUAUGACAUUGACUUUUUGAAAGACCUUAAUUAGUAAUAACUGAUGUAGCCCUUUGUGCCGUACAAAUGCUGAUAAACCUGUGACCACUUCAUAAAAUUGUCGUAAUGACUUUUUCACAUGCCAUCUUCAGUUUGUUCGGAAGACUCAAUUGUUAAAUAUUCUUUUUUGAGAACCUCCAUCAACGAUGCAUGGUAUUGGUUUUCCCUUGUAACCACAAUAUUGGAUACCAAAGAAAAUCUUUCAUAAUACUUGGCAUCCAAAGUGCUAGUAACUGAAUUGUAUAGGAUUGUGAUGCAAAAUCUAUUACUUUGCACAAACUUGAGUUGUUUCAUUAUAUUGAAGAAAUGUUGUACCUUUUGAGGUCUCUCUAUGAUUGUCUAGGGUUUAAUUUUGAAAUUUUCUUUAUCAGAUCCUCUUUCGCACACACAUUGGUACUGUUGGAUUAUUUGCUGUUAAAAUUCUAUAUAUUUACCAAUACAUUUUGUAGAACUGGGACCAUUCUAUAUCAUUUCAACCUUUAACAUUUUGUGGACUGAUGCAGUUUAAAAUUUUCAGAUGAUUGAACAAUAAUCCCAGGGAAUCUUAAAAAAAAACGGAACCUUCACUUUACUCUCAAAACAGAAAUAAGUUUCUCUCAAAGUAGUGACUUCUUUCCAUUUAAUGAGAAGUGCUCCCACUUUUAAGUUCCCCUCAGGUUUCUCAAUGUGUUCUUGUCAUUUUGCUUGGAAUGUGGAGGAUAAAGUUACAUCAGUACUUUCUACCUGCAGACAAUACUUGUAUGUAAAUAUACUCUAACACAGAUCUGCUACAAAUAGCUGUGUGAUUAAUGAUGAGCUCAGUAAUGUUAUGAUUUUUUAAGAAUAUGAUUCAGCAUUGUUGCUAAAAUGCAUUAAAAUCAUGUCAAUGUUUGGGUUCCCCUUUAAAGGGAUGAAACAACCAAAACUGUCAAGACAGUAUAGGUGGAAAGAGAGAAGACCUACUUCUCUAGCACUGUGCUUUUAAAGAUCUUGGUUCCACGAUUCAGUUUAAUGGUCAGAAUGAAAUUCAGUUACUGAGAAAUCAAACAAGAUUCUUGGUGUUGAUCAUUUCAGCCCAUAUAUUACACCAGUUUAUCAUUCAGUAAAUGACCUUACAUAACUUCAAAAUGUUAAAACAUCUCCCAAAUAUUGUGAAAAUUAAUUGAAAUAAUUUAGAUGGGAAAUAAUAUUAUGUAAAAGCAAUUUCAGUCAGAAACAGCAAUUUAAGAAAUACUAACCUAAUAAUGCAUUAUCAAAUUGGAAGGUGGAUAGAAUGCAAUGCCAAGAUUUUGAUAUUUGUGCAUGUAUCCAAUGUGUAUUUCAUCAGAAUCAGUCAUCACGUUGUAAUGUAAGAAGGCAUGCUACUUAGUCCAUUCCUUGUAAGGUACCUGGUUUAUCUGUGUAUGUAUGAUGUGUAUGCACGCAAUUAUUUUGUACCAUGUGUGCAAGUUACAACUGAACAACCCACUUUCUUGGCAGCGUUAAAUUAACCUAACUCUGGUCCAUUCAGUAGUGACAUAAAAACUCACAUAUCAUUCCAAUUACUAUCAUUAGUGUAUUAUGUCUGUUAUCUGUCGGCAGAAAUCAGUAUAUUGUGUACCAUUCAGUCAGUCUGUAGAAUUGGAAUGUUUCCUCCUCAGGAACCAAAGCAUAAUGCUGAACAUUGCAAUUUUCAAUAAAUUUAUUUGAAAACA